This is a messenger RNA of Trichoderma citrinoviride, 1830 nucleotides long. RefSeq lists its product as hypothetical. The transcript is spliced from 2 exons. The record is from RefSeq and is a predicted model, not a curated record. Lineage: Eukaryota; Fungi; Ascomycota; Sordariomycetes; Hypocreales; Hypocreaceae. The coding region runs from base 1 to 1830 and encodes 609 amino acids.
AUGGCUGGCCAGGAGACGCACCCCAAGCUUCCUGACUCGCGCAGCAUCCGUGUCAUCAAGCUCCAUGGCGCUGCGAACAUCAGCGACGAAAUUCGGUUCGACCUCAUCACCACGUCGCUGGAUGAGCCUCUGCCGUACGAGGCAAUCUCAUAUACGUGGUCUGGACAGGCACUCGAUCGCCCAGUAUAUGCCAAUGGCCAAGAAUACCGCGUCACGAAGAAUGCAGAAGAUGUGAUGCGCAGGCUGCGCCCAAGCAAGCCCGAGUCCUCCAGGAAUCUCUGGAUAGAUGCCAUCUGCAUCAAUCAGAAGGAUGACGCAGAAAAGUCAGUGCAGGUACAGCUCAUGUUUGAAGUGUACGCAAACGCAGAGCGUGUCAACAUAUGGCUUGGGCCGGGGACCGACGCAGCUGCUCUUGCGCUCAAGUGGCUGAGGUGGUACAGCUGGACAUUCUCAGCUGCUUGGAGGCUGCAGUCGAGACUUGCCUCAGGUAUUAGGUCUGCGGACAGCACCUUCACAAGGCUUCUCUUGGGGACUGCGACCGUUUCCACGUCGUGUGUCUGCGCGUGUAUCAUGCUGGUUGUUGCGGCGGUGAUACUGUUGCCAUUUGGCCUGCUGCCCUUUCGAAUUGGUUUGACUGAGUUGGCGUCCAUGGAAUACUGGGAGAGAGCCUGGACAGUGCAAGAAGCCAACGCGAACGCAACUUGCUUCAUUCUGUGCGGUUCAUCUGCUCCGCUUCGCCUGGACUUGUUUUACCAGAGCCAUAGUAUGGUUCCGCCGAUGUUCGUCUUCAGCGCUUUGAACAACAGCAGAGUGAACCGGCGUUAUAGUCUACAUAUGUUGGACACUUUCCACACAAAUGGCGAUGCGGAGCUAGGAAGCCAGAUUUUUGAUGUCUUGUGUAAAACAAGGGCAACAAUAGCCAAGGAUAAGCUGUUUGCCAUAAGAGCCAUGUUUCCCGAUAGUCUGAGCGAACUGACGAUAGACUACUCACUAUCAGACAGCGACGUCUACACUGAAGCCGCACGUAUCGUUCUCGAACAGACUCAUACCGUCGAGUUCUUCAGAUAUGCAUGCCAGGUCGGCCGAGAGGACAAUUAUCCUUCAUGGGUGCCCUCGUGGACAGGGCUUAUUGAGAUACCAGAAUGGCUCUGUAGCUUCUCGCCAGCCAUAAUAUCCGAGGACGUCGUUAUAGUAGAGGGAGAAGACGGCAAGGUGCUCAAGUUGAAAGGACGGCGGGUUGAAAGAGCUACAGCAGCUGUGAGUGAUAGCUUUCCCGUUGUAGCGCCUCUCCCGGUACCAUGGUCUCGCGUUCUCGAUAUCGAUAUCGCGAAGCAGGCCCUUGCAGUCUUGCGGAAAUGGAUACUCACAACAGGGGCAGCGAGUCCUCAUGAUCCUCAGAUGCUCCAGCUUGUUUCCCUCAUAUCCGAUAUUACCAGAAUCGAAGCCGAAGAAAUACUUUCUUGGUUCCACUUGAUAUGGGACGAGGACAACUUUGGUAUGGAGAAGUUAUGGGAUUACGGCUUGAAUGGGGGACAAGUCUGCGAUUCUCGAAAGAUUACAGUCAAUUUUUUGCAGCUUGUAAGUGGCAGGUCGCUUUUCAUGACGGGAAGCGGAAGAGUUGGAAUGUCAACGUCGAUGAUACAGCGAGAUGAUGAGGUUGCGUUAUUUACUGGCGAGAAGUUACCGUACGUGAUUCGCAAAAGUCUCGAGCAUCCUGGCGGCCAUAUUCUGGUGGCUCCAUGUUGGGUGAGCGGUGCUCUCAAGGGGGGGCAAUGGCCCGGUUGGGAUGGGAAAAUGGAGGAGGACCUGGAGGAUAUUGAACUUGUAUGA